AUGACACCGCGUAUAAAGCAUGAAAUAAAAGCUAGGCAAAAGGCGUUUAAAUCUGGAGAUAUAACAAGGUACAAACUAUUAUGUGACAAAGUUACCUCACUUGUAUCAAAUGCGAAAAAGAAUUACUAUCAACUAAAAGCAGAGGGUACACGCGAAACGAAUCCGGCAAAGUGAUACAAAACCAUAUUUGAACUUGCUGCCGCUAAUGACUGUAACUCUUAACCACCAGCUGAUGCAGCAGACUUAGCGGAACGCCUGCAACAAAGCUUCACCAAACCUUGGCAGAAUGCCAACCCCACUGAAAUUCCGGACGUUGGGGAAAUUGAACACCUACUUAAGAAUGAUACCAGUCCCCCGUUGCCUUCCAUCGGACAAAUUAAGGCUACCCUUAAACAUCUAAAUCCCAGGAAGGCCACUGGCUCAGAUGAGAUCCCUCCAUGGUUACUGAAACGUUACCAUGAAGAACUUGCCCCUGUUAUUCAUAACAUCAUAUGCUCUAGCAUCUCCCAGGCUAAAUACCCAACCCUAUGUAAACACGCAUUGGUCACCCCAGUGCCUAAAAUAUACCCUCCUAAUGACAUGGAUAAUGAUUUUCGCCAAAUCUCAGUAUUACCGCAAUUGGCUAAAGUCUUAGAAAGCAUCCAACUUAAAUUAAACAAAGGGGACCUUAAGAUCAAGGACAAUCAACAUGCAUUUACACACGGUAGAUCAACUGUAUCUGCACUGGCAAGCAUGACCCAAAAUUGGUUCAACAAGACUGAAAACUCACGUGAUGGAAGAAUGGGUAUCCACGCCCUAUUUAUUGACUUUUGCAAAGCAUUUGAUCUGGUGGACCACGGAUUGCUUUUAAUUAAGGAAGCUCGCCAAAAUGAACGUGUCGAAAAGCUUCUGGCUAUGGACACGGAGCUUCCUAGAAGGGAGGAGUCAGCAAGUAAAAUUACAAGGUGCUCUGUCAUCUAUAAGGCCUUGCCCUUCCGGAGUCCCCCAGGGAUCUGUUAUAUCACCAACAUUGUUUAAUGUUCAUGUGGAUGACCUCGAAGACUGCAUUCCCAAUUAUCUGGACAUCAAUACGCACAAAUACGCAGAUGACUGCACUCAAGAUGAAGUGAUUCCAUACGGUUCUACUAGCAACAUGCAAACGGUGCUCGAUGCAAUAAACGACUGGGCACAUAGAAACAAGAUGAAACUUAACGCGAAAAAGACGAAAGACAUGUGGAUCUGCUUUAAAGCUGCAAUUCCGGAACCACCACAUCUUAAAAUUGGCGAUGAUACAAUUGAAAGAGUAAAGUCAUUCAAGUUGCUAGGUCUUUGGAUUGACAAUACCCUUAAAUGGAACACCCACAUUGACGAAAUUGCAAGGAGGGCAAACAAACGCUUAUUCUACCUACGAAAGUGUCGUCGAGCAGAUCUACCAACUAAUGUGGGUUUGACGUGCUAUGAAUCCAAAUUAAGACCGGUUUUGGAAUAUGCUGCCCCAAUUUGGGGUGGGCUGCCACAAUACCUUACUGACGAACUGGAGAGUAUCCAGAAUAGAAGCCUGAAAAUUUUGGGUCCACCUUCUGAUUCUCUUCAAUCUCUAGAACAACGUCGGGAUAAACUUUCAAUUCGCGAGUACGAGAAAAUCACUAAUGACGAAACACAUCCAUGCAGGAAGUACAUACCAGACAUGGUGACGAACAAGUAUGACCUAAGAACACCAAAAACUCUUCCCGGAAUUUUCUCAUACACUAAAAGGCAUGAACUAUCGUUCAUUCCCAUAACAAACUCAUUAUUAUAG
This is a messenger RNA of Paramuricea clavata, 1777 nucleotides long. The record is from the annotation of a GenBank genome assembly. NCBI's taxonomy places the organism in Eukaryota, Metazoa, Cnidaria, Anthozoa, Malacalcyonacea, Plexauridae.